Molecule: messenger RNA, 5169 nt
Organism: Nerophis ophidion (straightnose pipefish)
Lineage: Eukaryota; Metazoa; Chordata; Actinopteri; Syngnathiformes; Syngnathidae
Gene: bri3bp
Product: bri3 binding protein
Exons: 3
Coding region: 165-932 (255 amino acids)
Cellular component (GO): mitochondrion
Source: RefSeq, a predicted model, not a curated record
GAUACUCAAGAUCGAUCUUUAGAAUACAUGCUAAGUUGUUGUUUAAGAUUAUUAGAUUCAGGUCUCAGCCACCAAUUGCACUGUGUUUGACCGCCAAAUUAAACAACAAUUGCAUGUGUACCGCCUUGAGAAGACAUUCGUUGGUGGGAAGCCGGUGUACGUGAAUGCGUCACAUCCUACCAUCCAUCCAGCAACCAAGACGUCUGCAGCGCCACACAUUUUCACUGCACGCUAACAUGAAAGCCACGACAUUCGCUUUGCUUUUCCUGCGGCUUUCUGCCUCCAUGUUUUUGGAAGCCGAAGCGGCAAGGAGCCGUACAGGCAGUAGCCAGAACAGCUUCCGACGGGCGGCGAACGGCGUCUACCAGACCCUCAGCAGCGUGUUCGGCGAGGACAGCAUCCGAGGCCUGUACAAGUUUUUCUCCAAAGCGACAGAGCGCUUUGUUCAUGGAGUGGAUUCCUUUCUUGACACCGUCUGGAAGAUCUGGUCUGAUCUCCUGGAUGUGAUGGGCAUUGACUCGUCCAACCUCAGCCACUACUUCAGUCCAGCGUCCCUGAGCAGCUCGCCUACACGCGCCCUCCUCCUGGUGGCCGGCGUCCUGGUGGCCUUCUGGUUCCUCUCAAUGUUCCUGGGCGGCGUCUUCUACCUGCUGCACGCCGUCUUCGGCCGCUUCUUCUGGCUGGCGCGCGUGGUCCUCCUGGCCCUGUCCUGCCUCUAUGUCCUGCAGAAGUUUGAGGGCGACCCUGAGCGCGCCGUGCUGCCGCUGUGCGUCGUCAUGGCGUUUUACUUCAUGACGGGGCCCGUGGGCGUGUACUGGCAGCGGGGUGGCGGAAGCUCGCUGGAGGAGAAGGUGGACCAGCUGGACACGCAGAUCAGGCUGCUGAACAUCCGGCUGAGUCGGGUCAUAGACGGCCUGGAGUGCACGGAGUAGAAUAGAAGCGCUGGAGACAACAGCUCUGUAAUCGCGUUUUUAUUUUCUACCUGCUUGAAUCUGAAAUGUGAAGAAAUCAUUAAGACAACUUUACAAUGCCUCCAGCAUUUUUUUGAAAGACAAGCUCACACGCUGGGCUAUAAAGUGGCAUAUUUUGCGUUUUUAAUAUUAUAACUUUUACGCUCUGAGAUUUACUAUACAGUGUGUAUGACACUGGGGCCAAUAAGUACAGUGAUAGUACCUUUUUAUGUUGUAUUUCCUGUAUCUUGUUAGUGACUUCCUGUAUGGGCUUAAAUAUUGGGACACCACCAACAGGAAGUUGGAGGAUAAUGUGGAAUUUGCAGCUUCCCCUCAUUUGAAUGACUGAUUUAAAAGGGUAUUUCUUCAAGUCCUUAGUCCGCAUGCAUCACCUCACCCCGCUCACCACUUAGAACAUGCGCAUUUCCAGUUAUAAUUCACUUUUCCAUCAGUGUCCUGCCAUCAGCCCUUUUAGAACAUAAAGUAGUUCUUUUAAAGGUUGCUUUUAAUGCCCAUUGAAUAUGUAGACUGCACAAUUCUGUAUUGCAUUCCUUUUUCAACUAACAUUCAGGACUGUUUGUAUAUUGACCACUACAACCACCUAAAUCUCAACAUGGUCAUGUGACAUUAUGUCCAUGUGGUACAUUUGAACUAUUGGAUAUAAGUCCGAUUCUGAUAAAUAAUGGUUUGAGUUAAAAGUCCCUGCAGUUAGUCAUAAGCGAGAUGGGGUCAUGCAUUUUUAGUCUGCAGUUUAUUGCACUAUUUACUAGGGGUAGAACGGUACAUGUAUUUCAGGGGUGUCCUGCAUUUCUGAGGGCUUUAAUUGCUAAAUGAGGAACUCUCCUUAAAGAAUAAAUAAAGUACUAUCUAAAUACUAUGAAAAUUAUUUAAAUAAAAAAGUUGUCUGACAGAAAAGGCAUAAAUCCUUGUUUGUUUUACUUUAUAUCAACCUUAAGUUGAUAUAGAGAUUUACUGUAAGCAUUAAAUAAAAAAUUGACUUAAUAUUUUAGUGACUGAGACACUAUGCUCCCCAGGAGCCUUAAGGAUAAAAAAAAAAAAAAAAAAAAAUCCAUAUUUUAAGGUUUUAAAAUGAAAAAUAUCAAAAUGGCCCCCGCAUACUUGAAUUUUUCCGUGUGCGGCAAUAUGUGGAAAAAUUUUGGACACCCCUGGUGUAUUUGUAUUGAACAGUUUCGGUACGGAGGUUUCGGUUCGGCGGUAUACCGAACGAGUUUCCACACGGAAAUAUUAAGUAGCGUACAGCACGUUGUAUAAACAACGCACACCGAGGCACAACAAGGCAUGCUAGCAGCGACCGGGCUAUGAUAGACUGACCAUACGUCCUCUUUUCACCGACAUGUCUUUUGCGGGGCUGUACGGGUGGAGUUUCUUAAAUGCCUCGACCGUCCGGCAUUUCAAGUUUGGGUUGCGUGUAUUUUCAAUGUACGUUCAGGGUUAAAAAAAAACUAAUUGUGCACGUAGCAGCAUGCGUGAGGGAGGGGCAGAGACAAAGAGAGCGAGAGAGUUAUAAACGUGCAUGUGUCACCAGGCUCUGCUUUUUACCCAUAGAUUUAUCAGAUUUUAUUUUUUAUUAUUUAUAGCGGGGGUGUCAAAGUGUGCCCCAGAAGCCAUUUGCAGUCCACUGCUAAUGUUUUAAAAAGGCCCGCGACACGUUCUAAAAAUACUAUUAAAAUAAAAGUGAACUAAAACCCUAAAGGCUAAAUGUAAUUUAGAUAAAGUUGCAAUAUUGACUAACAAAGCUGUUUUUUUUUUUUCUUUCUGUCAUUGCUCAUACCAUAAUAUUGAAUCAGAAUCAAUGUUAUGAAUUGACCUAUACAAAGUUCCCAUUACUUCACAUCAAAUAUUCCACUAAGAAAAGUUUUUGGAAGAUUUUCCAAAUUUGGUAAAUUACCCCAAAAAUGUAUAUUUUAUUUUACUGUACCGAAAAUUAACCAAACCGUGAUCUCUGAACCGAAGUACAGUUAUGAUCAAAUUUAUUCAACCCCCACACAAUUUUGGCGUUUUAGUAAGUUGGACAUUUAUUCCGUAUUUUGGUUAUAGUCAUAUCAAAUAAAGAUGUGUCAGACAAAUGCAACUUAAAUUGUAACUAUUUUACUAAAUACCAAAAAAGGAUAUUUCUCUUAAAAUCUCAUUGACACAAUUAUUCAACCCCUUGAAGAUCAUAACUCAACAGAAUUUGAAUAAGGUAUUUUCAAUCAGGUGUUGAAAACACCUGUAGAUGUGAUUAGAACGAUAAUUAAACUGAUUAAAACAGACUGACGUCCAGCUUCUUGUAGAUAGUCAACAGAAUAUUUGCAACAUGGUGAAGUCCAAGGAGUGGUCAAAGAUGUCAAGAGGAGAGGUAAUUUCUCUUCAUAAGAAAGGAUAUGGAUAUAAGAAAAUAGCAAAGACAUACAUUCCAAGAGACACAGUUGGGAGCAUAAUUCACAAGUUUAAAGUUAAGGCACAGUGGAAACACUACCUGGGCGUGGUAGAAAGAGGAUGCUGUGUGCGUACAGUGGUGAAAAACCCCCGGGUAACAGCUGAGGAACUACAACAGGACAUAGCAGAGGGGGAACCGCAGGUUUCAUCCCAGACAAUAAGGCGCGCACUAUGAGAUGAAAGCCUCCAUGCCAGAACUCCCAGACACACCCCACUUCUGACUACCAGGCACAAGGGGAAAAAAAAGAUUGCAGUAUGCCAAAAAUCAUCUGGACAAACCCCAAAGGUUUUGGGAAACUGUUCUAUGGAGUGAUGAGACAAAAGUGGAACUCUUUGGGCCUAUGAAUCAACGUUAUGUCUGGAGGAGAAAAAAUGAAGCUUACAAAGAGAAGAACCCCUUUCCUACUGUUAAGCAUGGUGGGGGGUCAAUCAUGCUCUGGGGCUGUUUCUCUGCCUCAGGUACCGGGAAUCUCCAGCGCAUUCAAGGCAUUAUGAAUUGUAUUUCCUACCAGGAUAUAUUAGCUGCAAAUGUCAUGAAGUCAGUGACGAAGCUGAGGCUUGGGAGACGUUGGACCCUCCAACAGGACGACAAUCCCAAGCAUACCUCCAAAUCAACAGAGUGGUUGCAGAAGGGCUGGAAGACUCUGGAGUGGCCUUCACAGUCGCCAGACCUAAAUCCUAUAGAAAACCUGUGGUGGGACUUGAAGAAGGCAGUUGCAGCACGCAAGCCCAAGAAUAUGAAUGAACUGGAGGCCUUUGCCCAAGAGGAAUGGGCUAAAAUACCUGUAGAUCGUUGCAAGAAGCUUGUGUCCGAUUAUGUAUCACGUUUGAAGGAUGUAAUUACUGCCAAAGGGUGUUCUACUAAGUAACUAAAGAUGCAUGUAACUAGGGGGUUGAAUAAUUUUGUCAAUGAGAUAUUAAGAAAAAUGUCCUUUUUUGGUACUUUGUAAAAAUACAGUGUUACAAUUUAAGUUGCAUUUGUCUAUUUGACAUGACUAUAAACAAAAUACAGAAUAAAUGUCCAACUUGCUAAAACACCAAAAUUGUGUGGGGGUUGAAUAAUUUUGAUCACAACUACCUACUGAACCGAAAAUUUUUGUACACCCCUAUUUACUCAACUAUAGUCAAUACAUCUUGCUCUGAUGCGGGAUCUGAGCAGAGAAUGUCGUUGUGGCUUGUGCAGCCACGACUUUGAGACACUCUUGAUUUAGGGCUAUAGAAGUAAGCAUUGUUGCAUUAGCCUUUUUGAACCGUUCAAAAAGUCCUCAAUGGGGAAGAAGGCAGUUCCUGUUAAAGCUGGAAGUUCUGUUGCGGCUGCAUGUUUUAGUACUCUGACGACUGCAUGUGUUUUGUUUAUGUAUUUAUAUAAAGUGGUUUUAAAAGUGUGUUUGUUGAAACAGGUCAUUCAAAGUGUUACAUUGUUAAAUCAAGUUUAGAAAAGAUUAUGGAUUUUAAAGUGGCAUUUAUUCCAUUUUACACUGGAUUUGAGUUUGUCUUAAGUCUUCAACACUGAAGCGCCACUGAAUAUAAUGGCAACUUGCUGGAAAACCUACCCAAUUAUUCUAUUCACAAAUACUCCUGUUAUUUAAUUUUCUGCUUUUUUCUGUGCCAACUUGAAACUUGUUUUUUCUAUCAGUUAAAUAUACUUUUUUUUUUUUUAGAAUAGGCCAUGUGAAAUGUUGAAAAACUGAUGUCUUUUUAUGCAAACAUGUUGGUAGCCAAUCAGUUUCUGUUUUGUGUAUGAAAACUGUUUAAAUAAAAUAAACUGACUCCAAUAGGA